Messenger RNA from Impatiens glandulifera, 2479 nucleotides. RefSeq names its product protein TPX2-like. The record is from RefSeq and is a predicted model, not a curated record. Gene Ontology annotation, biological process: activation of protein kinase activity; regulation of mitotic spindle organization; mitotic spindle assembly. Lineage: Eukaryota; Viridiplantae; Streptophyta; Magnoliopsida; Ericales; Balsaminaceae. Bases 71 to 2260 code for a protein of 729 amino acids. Gene Ontology annotation, molecular function: microtubule binding; protein kinase activator activity. Gene Ontology annotation, cellular component: nuclear microtubule; mitotic spindle. The transcript is spliced from 9 exons.
CCAUUUCCAUUCCUCACAGUAGAGAGAGAAACCACAAAGGAGGAUCGGAUUCUGAUUUGGCGAGUAUUCAAUGGCGAUUUCGGAUUCUGAUUUGGUUUUGAUAGACGAGUUAUACGAAUACUCGGCUCCUCGAUUCUUUGAUUUCAUCAAUGGCGAGACCGAUGAAGAUGUUGUCAAAGCCGAGCUUUGGUUCGAUUCUGCUCUUAGCCACGCCCCUUCGCCUUUUAUGAUGAGAAUCAAGACUGAAAGAUCAGUUCAACUGAUGGAGAGCGUUUGUGAUUUCACUGAGGCUGUUGAAUCACCGGCGGAGCCAGUUAAUGAUGAUCCAACCAGCCCUGUUCCUGUGUCGGAUGAAAACAACAAAAUGGUAGCCAAACCUGACGUUAUUGAGGUUGAUGUUAUUACCUCCGAUCAGAAAGAUGUUGGAUGUUCUUCUAACCCAGAGAAAGAAAGUAUAUUAAAUACAUGUAAAGAAGAUAGAUCAGCUGUCCUUGCUUCUAAGAAGAAAGAAACAGCAAAGAAGAUAGCUAGCGUUAUUAAAAACCCAUCUGUUCUAAGAACACAAACCCAUAAAAAAGGCCCUAAACCACCACCAGCCAGUGCAAGUGCAAGUGCAAGAAGAGAGGCGAGUUUGAAGAAAAUCAUUGCGGCUGCUAAUUUAGCUCUAGAGAAUCAAGCCAUUAAGAAACAAAAAUUGGAAGGAGGGAAAUCCAGACAGAUCUUGAACAUCAAGCCAACAAAUUUGCAGCACAAAAACAGAUUUGGAACCUACAUGUCUUCUUCUUCUUCUUCUGUAAAUCGUGAAAAAGAUAGAAAGAUUUAUGUUCGUGAACCAGCUCCAUUUGUUUCAACGGCAGAAAUGAUGAGAAAGUUCCAAUCCGGCGGGACGAGAUCUACAUCUCUUUCGACUUCUCUUGACAACAAUGGAGGUUCAUCGAUUGCACAAAGGAGGAGUAAUACAAAACUUACUCUAACAAGACCAAAAGAACCAGAACUAGUCACAUCUCAAAGAAUUCGUUCUGCUAGAAUAAAAAGCUCUUCUGAAAUCGAAGAAGAAAUGAUGGCUACAAUUCCCAAGUUUAAAGCUCGCCCAUUAAACAAAAAGAUUUUCGAAGCUUCUAAUUUGCCGCCUAUUCCUAGAACAACACCUCGUCAAACCCAAUUCCAUGAAUUUCGUUUGGAAACAUCGGCAAGAGCAGUUACAACCCUUGAAUCAUCAUCAUCAUCUGCACAACAUAUUGACCAAUCGAAACCACGUCUACUAACCACACCCAAGCCGCCAAUUCUCCAAACAUCAUUGAGGGCACGGCCGGUUUCAGUCAAGAGUUUUGAUCAGAUAGAAAAGGAAGAACUUGAAAAAGCUCCAAAGUUCAAAGCCAGACCGAUAAACAGGAAGAUAUUUGAAAGCAAAGGAGAUAUUGGUAUGCUAUUCUGUAAUUCAAAGAAACAGGUAACAGUACCAGAUGCAUUCCAUUUCAGGAUAGACGAAAGGAUUCCUCUUCCUGUCCCGCCAACAGAUUUAUUUGGAAAGAUGUCAAUUUUGUGUUCUGAAGCAGACAAAAAACAGGGGAUUGUUAGAAACACAAGACAAAAUCCGUUUAAUCUCAUGACAGAAGAAAGAGGAGCGGAGAAAGAGAAGAUGUUUGCGAUGGAAAUGAUGAUUAAAGAACAAGAAGAUGAGAGGGUUAGAAUUAAGAAAGCGUUACCUUAUCCUUACACAACGGAUUAUCCUGCAGUUUUACCUAAGCCAGAGGUAAAGCAAUGCACAAAACCAGAACCGUUCCGGUUAGAGAGUCUAGUUAGGCAUGAAGAAGAAAUGCAAAAGAAAAUUGAAGAGAAGAUGAGAAUGGAAAAGGAAGAAUAUGAAAUGAGGCUAUUCAAGGCUCAACCAAUAAUGAAAGAGGACCCAAUGCCAGUUCGAGAGAAAGCCCGUAUACCAUUAACUGAUGUUCAAGGAUUUAAUCUUCAAGUACAGAAUAGAGCUGUGGAUAGAGCGGAAUUUGACAAAAAGAUUAAGGAGAAAGAACAGAUGUAUAAGAGAUACAGAGAAGAAGAGGAGUCUGCUAAAAUGAUGGAGGAAGAGAAAGCAUUGAAGCAAUUGAGGAGGACAUUGAAGCCUCAUGCAAGACCAGUACCUAACUUCAGCCAUCCCUUUUUGCCACAAAAGUCCAAGAAAGAAACAACAAAAGCAAAAUCACCGAAGCUGCAGAACGGAAGGAAGGAGAUUAGAACUUCAUGUGCAGCCUCUAACAUGAGAUGAUCAUGAUCAUGGAAUUGAGCUUCAAGAGAUCUUGAAACAACUUAAUAUUUAUUGUAACUAGUAUUAGUGAAUUCUGGUAGAAUAUUAUUGCAUGAAAAUAUACUAUUGUGAUUCACAAUUUUGUUGUUCUUGUUCAUGUGGUGAAUUGACAAUUCUCUCAUCAUCAUCUAAUGAUCAAGCUUCUUAGAUCUUGAAACAACAGUUGCUUAAUAUUUCGGU